Molecule: messenger RNA, 2526 nt
Organism: Solanum dulcamara
Lineage: Eukaryota; Viridiplantae; Streptophyta; Magnoliopsida; Solanales; Solanaceae
Exons: 2
Coding region: 1-2526 (841 amino acids)
Biological process (GO): DNA integration
Molecular function (GO): nucleic acid binding; RNA-DNA hybrid ribonuclease activity
Source: RefSeq, a predicted model, not a curated record
AUGCCAUUUGGCCUAAAAAAUGUUGGUGCAACCUAUAUAAGGGCCAUGACCACUCUCUUUCAUGAUAUGAUCCACAAGGAGAUUGAAGUAUAUGUGGACGAUAUCAUUAUCAAAUCCAAAAGGAGUUUGGACCACCUAUAUGAUUUGCAAAAAUUCUUUGAGAGGUUGCGAAAGUAUAAUCUAAAAUUGAAUCCAGUAAAGUGUGCCUUUGGAGUACCUGCAGGAAAACUAUUAGGAUUCAUUAUUAGCAGGAGAGGCAUAGAGUUGGAUCCCUCUAAGAUCAAGGCAAUUCAAGAAUUACCUCCCCCGAAGACCAGGAAGGACGUGAUGAGUUUCCUGGGAAGGCUUAACUACAUCAGCCGGUUCAUAGCACAAUCCACCGUAAUUUGUGAACCCAUUUUUAAAUUACUAAAGAAGGAUGCUGCCACAAAAUGGACGGAAGAAUGUCAAAGGGCUUUUGAUAAAAUCAAAGAAUAUUUGUCCAACCCGCCAGUAUUGGUCCCACCUGAGCUUGGGAGGCCGUUGCUAUUAUACUUAUCUGUCAUGGACAAUGCAUUUGGAUGCGUAUUGGGACAACAUGAUGAGAUAGUUAGAAGAGAGCAAGCCAUUUACUACUUGAGUAAGAAGUUCACACCGUAUGAGGCAAGAUAUACCUUAUUGGAACGAACAUGCUGCGCUUUGACUUGGAUCGCGCAAAAAUUUAGGCAUUACUUGUCUGCAUACACCACGUACUUGAUCUCAAGAAUGGAUCCACUAAAGUACAUAUUUCAGAAGCCAAUGCCUACAGGUAAAUUGGCAAAAUGGCAAAUUUUGUUGAGCGAGUUCGACAUUGUGUACGUGACACAGAAGGCCAUCAAAGGACAAGCCUUGGCUGACCACCUCGCAGAAAAUCCAGUGGAUCAAGAUUAUGAGCCUCUCAAAACUUACUUCCCUGAUGAAGAAGUAUUGUUUGUAGGAGAAGACGUAUCAGAACGAUACGAUGGUUGGAGGAUGUUUUUCGAUGGAGCAUCAAAUUCCAAAAGAGUUGGAAUAGGAGCGGUUUUAAUUUUAGAAAAGGGUCAAUAUUAUCCAAUUUCAGCCAAGAUUAGGUUUGAUUGUACCAAUAACAUGGCAGAGUAUGAAGCUUGUAUUCUUGGGCUUAGAAUGGCCAUAGACAUGAACGUCAAAGAGCUUUUGGUCAUAGGCGAUUCUGACUUAUUGGUUCAUCAGGUGCAAGGAGAAUGGGCUGCUAAGAAUGUGAAAAUCCUUCCUUAUUUGCAUUGCAUAAAGGAGUUGAGUAGGAAAUUCACAAGUAUUGAAUUCAAACAUGUCCCUCGAGCUCAAAAUGAAUUUGCCGAUGCUUUGGCAAUAAUAUCCUCAAUGAUUCAGCAUCCGGACAAGAAUUACAUCGACCCUAUUGAAGUAAAGUUAUAUGAUCGACAUGCAUAUUGUUUUCAUGUUGAUGAGGAAUUGGAUGGAAGACCAUGGUACUAUGACAUCAAGAGAUUGAUAGAAGCACGAGAAUAUCCCGAAAAUGCCACCAGCAAGCAAAAAGGGACUCUGAGAAGGAUGGCCAAUCAUUUCUUUCUUAAUAGAGAAAUUUUGUAUAGGAGGACUCCAGAUUUAGGAUUGCUGAGAUAUGUUGACGCCAAGGAAAUGAUGAGACUUUUAGAAGAAAUACAUGCAGGAACAUGUGGACCUCAUAUGAAUGGGUUCACUCUGGCUAAGAAGAUCUUAAGAGCUGGAUAUUUUUGGAUGACCAUGGAGAGAGAUAGCAUUCGAUACGUCGAAGCUUCGACAUAUAAGGCAGUAACUAAGAAAGUCGUGGCAGAUUUUGUUCGUAACAAUAUCAUUUGUCGAUUUGGGAUUCCAGAAUCAAUUAUAACAGAUAAUGCGGCCAAUCUCAAUAGCGAUCUUAUGAAGGAAAUUUGUGAGCGAUUCAAGAUUGCUCAUCGAAAUUCCACAACUCAUCGGCCACAGAUGAAUGGAGCAGUUGAAGCAGCAAACAAGAACAUCAAGAAGAUUUUGAGGAAAAUAGUGGAUAGUCACAGACAAUGGCAUGAGAAGUUACCAUAUGCUCUGCUCGGUUAUCGUACCACAAUCAGAACUUCUACUGGGGCAACUCCUUAUAUGUUGGUUUAUAGUUCAGAAGCAGUAAUACCUGCUGAAGUGGAAAUACCAUCUUUAAGGAUUAUUCAAGAGGUCGGUUUAGAUGAUGCAGAAUGGAUUCGCAGCAGGAUUGAACAGUUGAUGCUCAUUGAUGAGAAAAGAAUGGAUGCAGUUUGUCAUGGUCAACUUUACCAAAACAGGAUGGCCAAAGCAUUUAACAAGAAAGUCAAGCCUCGACAGUUCACACCAGGACAAUUAGUAUUGAAGAAGAUAUUUCCUCACCAAGGAGAAGCUAAGGGGAAAUUUGCACCAAAAUGGCAAGGUCCUUACAUGGUUCAUAGAGUAUUAUCCGGAGGAGCAGUAAUCUUAGCAGAAAUGGAUGGCACAGUGAGCACGAAGCCAAUCAACUCAGACUCCAUCAAGAAGUACUACAUCUGA